CAGUCCAUAGAAACGCGGGCGAUGACUACAGCUGAUCUGGGAGCGGAAGUGAUAGUAAACACACUCCCUGCUUUACAUCCGCGACGCGUUGAACACUGCCUAUGAACCGAAAGCUGUUCCACAUGUUUGUGUUUGUUAUUGACCAACGAAUAUAGUGGAUUAGAAAUGCCUGAGGACGGUUCUUGACAGAAAAUUCUGCUUUAUUUAAUGUGCACACAGUGUUGCUGGUAUUUUAAUCCUGAAGGGCACCGUGGCCUUUUGGUUAGCAGCAGCGGCAGCACUAACUAAGAGCAGAUUAUUCUUUCCUUUUUUAAGAAAUAAUGAAUAAUCUGUUAAAAGCAACAUACAGCGUUGAAUCUUGCUGCUCUUAUCUUGUUUCCUAGCGGGAGUUUAGCUGAUUUUGCUUGUCAGCCAAGCCUGACCAGUUUGACAAGUGCCCAAAACGGUUCUAAAACCAUCAAACCAGGUUGGUUUAGGCCUGCAAAAACCAGCAGACCACCUGAAGAUGGUUUAAGCUGUUUAUUAAGGCAUAUCUUAGCAAGUUAUUAAAGGCAAAUAUGCAGGCGUGGAAAACAUGUUUCAAAGUCUUCCUAGCCUCCAGCAGAACUAGGAAUAGAUGUUGUUUGGUAGGGCUGAAGGAAUUCUAUUUUACACCUUUCACACAACGUGCAGCCUAUAGUUGCACAAGAGCACUUUUCUGUCCAAGAGACAAGUCAGGUGAGAGAUUUACCUCUAGUAAACUCAGAAAGACAUUUGUAUCUAAACAGCAUAAAUAUGCUGCUAACAGAGAUGAUAAUCCCAAAUCAACAAAAACACAGAGUGGAAAAGCGUCAUCGGAGCUUCAGAAACUGAGGUUUGAGGAUUUCAGUGAGUCAGAAACCGGAAGGCUUUUGAGACGUAUCCAAAAAGAAUCUGAGCCCAAUGAAGGUAAACAGUUAGAGAUUGUGUUCGGUGCGGCCCCAUGUUUGCUGGCCCUCACGCAAAGUAGGAGGAAGCCGAGUCGUCUCUUUGUGAAGAACGGUGAGGGGCCACAGAGAGAUGUGAUUUUGAGGGUCUGUCAGGAGGCCGUCAGACGGGGCGUGCAGAUACAGAGAGUCAGUAAGCAGACACUUGACAAGAUGUGUGGCGGUAAGGUGCACCAGGGGUUGUGUCUGCAGGCAAGUCCUCUUGGGUUUAUCACUGAGGAAAGACCGAUGCCAUCUCAUGAGGUGAAGAACCACAAGGCAUUAUGGCUGGUUUUGGAUGGAGUGCAGGAUCCGAUGAAUCUUGGUGCCAUUUUGCGGUCUGCGUAUUUCCUGGGAGUGGAUCGAAUUGCCAGCAGCAUUCAUAACAGCUGUCCUCUGACGCCCACAGUGAGUAAAGCCAGUGCUGGUGUGAUGGAGGUCAUGGAGGUGUUUGGCUACAGCAACUUGAAAGAUAUGAUUAAGGCGAAAGCAGAAGAAGGUUGGCAAGUAGUUGGCACUGUUGGGUUAGAGCAAUGCAGCCCUGAAUCCGCUGUUGUGUCAUGUUCAGAUUUCAAGACGUCCAGACCUACACUCCUGUUAAUGGGUGGAGAGGGUGACGGUCUGUCUCCAGAACUGCAUCAGAUGUGUGACGUCCUGCUCACCAUUCCUCCACGCAGAAACCUGCACCCUGGGGUAGAAUCACUCAAUGUGUCUGUAGCCACAGGCAUUCUGCUGCACUCUCUUCUGUCCACACGCACAGGAAGCUGAUGAUGAUGAUGGCAACAACAACAAGGCAGCAGCAUUAUUUACUCCGGCGUCUCUUAUUAGCCCCCUACCGUGAUUAAUGACUGGAUUACUUCAUCAAUUAACAGUCUGAGAGUCUGGAGAGAGGCUCAUUGGUCAGAUAAAGAGAGGCUGUAGAUGCAUUCUGGACCAGUUACUGACUAUGACCACCUUGUUUAAGACAAGACCUGUGCUACACCUGGUCUCUAUCAUCUCAGGGAAAACAUGCUUGUAUAAACAGAUAUGUAAUCUUUAAUUAUCCACCUUCUUCAUGAAACAUGUUAAUUAGUUCAUGUGCUUAUCACUGCGAACAUUUGCCACAAGAUGAAAAUGUUCAUGUUAAUUUUAUUUUGAAUAAAUAUUGAUCUUUAUGUUUAUUGAUAUUGCUUUAAAAAUACCCAUAAAAGCUGGAGAUGUAGGUAAUGACGGUUUAUAUACUCAGUUGACUCUUUUUCAUUUAUGGAUUUGGCAGUUGCCAAAGCGACUCUCGGUGUAUUCAAGGUAUGCUAUUUAUCAGUUCACGGAUUCCCUGCGAAUCAAACCUUUGACCUUGGUGUUGCCAGCAGCAUUCUCUAUUUUUUUGAGCUACAGGAAUAUACAACUUCUUUUUAGAUGCUUGUUGAGGCUAGUGCACAUAUGUGCGAUAAUAAAGAAGCAAAUGUUACAAAUAUUUAUUAAUUGAAAGAGCUUACAAUGCACUUUAACAUUUUGGUGUUAAUGUAAGGCUUUGUAUACACUACCAUGCAAAAAAAAUAUUAAGCAUAAUAACUGUUUUCAACA
Molecule: messenger RNA, 2507 nt
Organism: Sinocyclocheilus rhinocerous
Lineage: Eukaryota; Metazoa; Chordata; Actinopteri; Cypriniformes; Cyprinidae
Product: rRNA methyltransferase 1, mitochondrial-like
Exons: 5
Coding region: 558-1712 (384 amino acids)
Biological process (GO): rRNA methylation
Cellular component (GO): mitochondrion
Molecular function (GO): RNA binding; rRNA (guanine) methyltransferase activity
Source: RefSeq, a predicted model, not a curated record